GUUUCUUGCUUUCGAUUCCCGAUACCUGCUGCACCAACAGCAUUCCCGGACAUCUGGAUAAUCGGCGGCAUUAAUGGUCCAUCCUAGAUUUUGCGCUAGGAGUAGUCCACGAGAGUCCACGGUAGUCCAUCAAAAGCCAUCAGCCCACUCAUUAUGGGAUAAGGUCUAGGGACGUGUAGCUCACUCAGUGCCCACCGCUAAUACCAUCGCUCCUCCGUGUUCGAUGCAGCGAAAAAUGGCAAGGUAUGUCAGCGAAUGGACAACUGGGCUAGGACGUGAAGCGGCAUCAAGACGUACACGUCGCCGUCCCAGGAGUAUUUAUUCUCAAGGUCGUGCCAGAGUGUGAAUACAUAUCUCUCUUGCACCUCAUACUUCCUCGCAAACAUGGGCUUCUUGUUCUCUAAACCAAAGUACGACCCCUCUCGCGAUAUUCCCGACCUUACAGGAAAAGUCGCAUUGGUGACUGGAGCAAACUCUGGAGUAGGCUUCGAGACUGCUCUGCAACUAGCAAAACGGGGAGCGAAGGUCUACCUUGGUUGUAGGUCGGAAUCAAGAGCCAAAGAUGCCAUCUCCAGGAUGUGCAAAGCUGCUCCUCAACUGGAUCUGGAGGAUAGACUCGUAUGUUUGCCGCUUGAUUUGUCGGUCAUGAAACUUGCGAAGAAGGCUGGGGAGGAGCUGUUGUCGAAAGAGACACGAUUGGAUAUUCUCGUCAAUAACGCUGCAUGGGCUUUCAAAGACUAUGAAUUAUCUGAAGAUGGCAUCGAAAAGACUGUAGCUGUCAACCAUCUCGGCCACUUCAUUCUCACAGAGACUGUGCUGCCUCUCAUGAAAGCGACUUCCCAAUUACCUGGAGCUGAUGUUCGCAUUGUAGCAGUCAGUUCGGCGGUGUACAGCCAAGCAGCGACGAAGGACUUCUCCAGUCUGGAAGCCCUCAACUCUACUCACGGCAAACCCGGAAGUGAAAACACAUUCUUCACGAAGCUCUGGAGAUACGCGACGACAAAGUUUCAGAUCGUACUAUGGGUGGGAGAACUACAGCGUAGGCUUGAUGCUGAAGGAACACCGAUAACCGUCAUCGUAGUCCAUCCCGGUAGCGUCGAGACAGAGGGAUUUAAUAAUGGUCUGCCUACCUGGUUCUUACGGCUCGUUUCCCCCAUCACCGUCACUUCCUCGCACGGCGCAUUCACGUCGCUCUUUGCAGCUACGUCUGCGGAGGUGGCGGCUGCGAAGGAGAAGUACAAGGGCGCGUUCCUGAUGCCGUACGGUAAGGUGACCAAGGUAACGAAGGAGGCAAGGGAUCCGGUCCUUGCGAAGACGCUCUGGGAGACUUCGGAGAGGGUUAUAAGGGACGCUUUGCAGAGAUAGUCCGAUUAGUUUCAUAUGGCCGUCAUCACAGCCUUUUUCGAGUAGGCCUAUCAUUGGGCGACCAGUCUUACGCUUGCUUAUUAGUAUUGUACCUUGGAAGACAUCUCAGUAUGAAUUGUGGCACAUUGGUUAGCA
Messenger RNA from Stereum hirsutum FP-91666 SS1, 1500 nucleotides. Its product is annotated as NAD-P-binding protein. The record is from RefSeq and is a predicted model, not a curated record. The transcript is spliced from 7 exons. Lineage: Eukaryota; Fungi; Basidiomycota; Agaricomycetes; Russulales; Stereaceae. Bases 385 to 1365 code for a protein of 326 amino acids.